Solanum dulcamara is the source of this 678-nucleotide messenger RNA. RefSeq lists its product as uncharacterized. The coding region runs from base 1 to 678 and encodes 225 amino acids. The record is from RefSeq and is a predicted model, not a curated record. Gene Ontology annotation, molecular function: hydrolase activity. Lineage: Eukaryota; Viridiplantae; Streptophyta; Magnoliopsida; Solanales; Solanaceae. The transcript has 3 exons.
AUGGCCCCAUUCGAGUCAUUGUAUGGGAGGCGAUGCCGAUCUCCUAUUGAGUGGUUCGAUUCAGCUGAGAUGAAUUCUUUAGACACAAACUUGCUUAGAGAUGUCUUGGAGCAGGAAGCUGGAGUAAUAGAAGGUGAAUUUGAGGAAAUGGGUACCAAGAAUGUUUUGAAGAAGUUCCUAACAUAUAGAAACCCAGGUCCACUUUACUUGAAGAAAGGCAAACCAUUUGAAGAUAGUGAUGAUGAGUUGCCUUGUUGGUUAUCUGAGCAAGAUAUUGAUUUCUAUGCUAACAAGUAUGAACAAACUGGCUUCACUGGACCAUUGAACUAUUAUCGAGCAAUAGACCGAAAUUGGGAGGUUACAGCAGCAUGGACUGGGGCUAAAAUCCAAGUACCAGUAAAAUUCUUUGUGGGUGACCUUGACAUUACUUACAAUGCUCCUGGGGCCAAGGAUUAUUUACACAAAGGAGCAUUCAAGAAAUAUGUCCCACUCUUGGAGGAAGUUGUGGUAUUACAAGAUGUUGGACAUUUCAUCCACCAAGAAAAGCCUAAAGAAAUUAACGAACAUAUUUACAAUUUCAUUCACAAAAUCUCAUCCUCUAAAAAUCACUCCAACCAUCUGUGCUAUGCUCUAGACUUUAUCUUUAUUCUUUCUCCACUGCAUCAACUUAUGUACUAG